This is a messenger RNA of Oryzias latipes (Japanese medaka), 1206 nucleotides long. RefSeq names its product WD repeat domain 55 (gene wdr55). Gene Ontology annotation, molecular function: protein binding. Lineage: Eukaryota; Metazoa; Chordata; Actinopteri; Beloniformes; Adrianichthyidae. The record is from RefSeq and is marked provisional.
AUGGCGGCGCCCCCGGAGCACGCUGCCACCGGGUCUGAGCAGACAGAUCCUCCAGAAACGAACUCAGAACCGGACCUUUCCCAGCCAGAACCGGCAGAUUCAGAUGCGGACGAGCCGGUCGGACCGAAGAUUCGGGAGACUCCGGAGGACAUCCGGCUGGAGGCGAUCGCCAACACGGUGGCGCUGCACCCGAGCAGGGACGUGCUGGUGUGCGGGGACGUGGACGGGGACGUGUACGCGUACGCCUACUCGUGCACGGAGGGGGAGACCCGGGAGCUGUGGUCCUCCGGACACCACCUGAAGUCCUGCCGCCAGGUGCGCUUCUCGGCGGACGGGCUAAAGCUGUUUAGCGUGUCCCGAGACAAGGCGGUCCACCAGCUGGACGUGGAGCGGGGCCAGCUGGUGUCGCGGAUCCGGGGCGCGCACGCCGCCGCGAUCAACAGUCUGCUGCUGGUGGACGAGAACAUCCUGGCGACUGGAGAUGACAGAGGGACCCUGAAGGUGUGGGACAUGAGGAAGGGAGAGGCCUUCAUGGACCUGAAGCACCACGACGACUACAUCAGUGACAUCGCUGUGGACCAGGCCAAGAGGAUCCUUCUCACAACCAGCGGGGAUGGAACCAUGGGCGUCUUCAACAUCAAGAGACGGCGGUUUGAGCUGCUCUCCGAGUUCCAGAGUGGCGACCUGACCUCUGUGGCGCUGAUGAAGCGGGGCAAGAAGGUGGUGUGCGGCUCCAGUGAGGGAACGGUUUACAUCUUCAACUGGAACGGCUUCGGAGCCACCAGCGACCGCUUCGCUGUCAAGGCCGAGUCGGUGGACUGCAUCGUCCCCAUCACAGACAGCAUCAUGUGCACCGCCUCUAUGGACGGGUACAUCCGAGCCAUCAACCUCCUUCCGAACCGCGUCAUCGGUUGCAUUGGGCAGCACGUUGGGGAACCCAUUGAGGAGAUCAACAAGUCUUGGGACUCCCGGUUCCUGGUCAGCUGCGCUCACGACCAGCUCAUCAAGUUCUGGGAGAUUUCCAAUCUGCAAAAAACUACGGUCAGCGACUACCGCAAGAGAAAGAAGAAAGACGGACGCAUGAAGUCUCUCUCCAAGAAGGCGCUUGGAGACAACGACUUCUUCUCAGGACUGGUAGAAGAAACAGAGAAGAAGGAGGAAGAGGAGGAGGAAGAGGAGGAAGAUAGUGACAGUGGUAGUGACUGA